AAUUCACUGUGAUUUGCUGCUGUAGUCUGUAGGCUCAAAGAGGCUGGAUCUUCGCAGGUGCAGUAUAAGCUGCAGCUACCUGCUUAACUGGAUAAGGUUUUCAUCAUGGAAAGGAGGCUCCUGAAGAAGGAAAUGAAAAAGCUCCUGGGAGAUUAUAUUGGCACCAGACUUCGGGAAAAUGAAUUUGACCCAAAAGGAAGAUGGCGACUCACCUUCCUAGAUGAUAUGGCACACUAUGACUUGGCCAUCAGCGUUGCUUUGCAAUGGCUGGAUCACUCAGAAGACUUAACUUGGCUGGAGUGGGAGGAAGUAAAAAUGCCAUUUCGUGGCAGACCUAUAUACCCAAACCGUAAAGAACGAGAAGCAAUGAUUUUAUCAUCUUACGCUGGAGUCUUAAUGAACAGUCUCCCAGUUGAGGAAGUCUUUAGAAUUUAUGGGGUUGAUUCUUCUGCCAAUUCUCCUACAGCCAAGGUUCCCCGAGCUCCACCUUUCCGCCUCUCUUUGCACCCUUUUGCCAUGUUAACAGCACCCAAAGCAGCAGAAUAUGCCCGCAAACAGAGUUUCAAGCUAAGAAGGCGAACACUGACUAAAAAUGUGAAGAACAACUCUACAAGGGAAGUAAACACCAUGGAGAGGAAAUCAUCAAAAAACUUACCUUUGGAUACACAGCCUAAGAACAAAAUCACCUUCUAUGAGGACCGCAGCUUCCAGGGCCGCUGCUAUGACAGCAGCCACGACUGCCCCAUCCUGCCAACCUACCUGAGUCUCUGCAACUCCAUCCUCGUGGACAGCGGCAUCUGGAUGCUUUACGAGCGCCCCAACUACCAGGGCCACCAGGACUUCCUGCGGAGGGGCGGGCGACCCCGACUACCCGCCUGGAUGGGCCUGGGUGACCCGGUGGUGCGCUCCUGUUGCCGCAUCCCGGAAACAGGCCCCCAGAAGCUGCAACUGUACGAGAGGGACCACAAGGGCCUCAUGAUGGAGCUGAGCGAUGACGGCUCACGCCUCGAGGACGGCUUCCACCUUAGUGAGCUGCGCUCCCUGCACGUGCUGGAGGGCUUUUGGGUCCUGUACGAGCUUCCUGACUACCAGGGGUGCCAGUACCUACUGAGGCCCCAGGAGUACAGACGGUAUCAAGACUGGGGGGCCGCGGAUGCCAACGUGGGCUCUUUUCAAAGAGUGCUGAAUGUAUAUUAAGAUGGUUAACCCUACCACAGGCCCCAUUUGGAAAGAAUAAACUAUUUAGUGUGUG
This is a messenger RNA of Condylura cristata (star-nosed mole), 1252 nucleotides long. RefSeq lists its product as uncharacterized. The record is from RefSeq and is a predicted model, not a curated record. Lineage: Eukaryota; Metazoa; Chordata; Mammalia; Eulipotyphla; Talpidae.